GUGUUACAUUGAUAGCUUUCGCGGAGAUCUAGACGUGAAACCCCCUAAAACAACAAAGUAAAGCAUAGCUUGUAUCUCGGAACGAAGCCGGUACUGUCCAGGCAGAUCAAAACUAGUUGGAUGGCUUUAGUGGGUAUGUUAUCCACAUCCGCAUCGAAGAACGGUAUUAAGCUGUGUGCAGCAUUGCGCGUCCUCCGCUCGAAUGCAGCUGACAAAACAUCUGGGGGUGUCACAAGAUCUGACCCCUUGACUGAACGAAAGUACACAGAUCAUACAGAGAGACAUGUGACUGGUAUCGAUGCUACUAGAACUGUGGCUGAGAUGUGUUUGGACACGGUGUUAACGAGAACUGCACCGCCUACAGCGUUAAUCGUCCAAUGUACAAGCGAGAUCCCAGCACUAGAUCUGUUUGCAAGCAGCCAUGCGGUUGUCUGCCACGUAUCACAGCCGAGUAUAUCGCGAGAUCCGUUGUUUCCAGUUCCCAGCGCUGGGACGGCCGACAGCCGAGUCUGCUCGGGAGAUAGAUGUCUCCGAAGGCAGUGCCGAGCAAGAAGACCCGCUUCGCUUUGACACAGGAGAGUUCGUUGAAUGCUACCCAGCGGUUGACUGUUAUUUUCGGAGCAGCACAUCAAUGCAACGGGUAGAACCUCGGACGUUGCCUAGCCGAAUGCACGUUGAAAUCUCUGAGUGGAUCCUUUCUCCGCGCCAGGGUGCACAGCCAUUCCUCCAUCGGUCACGCCAGAGCUGGGCCGGAUGCAGGGUGCAGAUCGAACGCUAAAAAAGCCACGGCGUCGACCCCUGCAAGGACUUGCAAGGCCCUGCGUCAUCGGUGGUGAUAUGAAAGA
Dothidotthia symphoricarpi CBS 119687 is the source of this 845-nucleotide messenger RNA. RefSeq lists its product as uncharacterized. Lineage: Eukaryota; Fungi; Ascomycota; Dothideomycetes; Pleosporales; Dothidotthiaceae. The transcript has a single exon. The record is from RefSeq and is a predicted model, not a curated record. The coding region runs from base 121 to 570 and encodes 149 amino acids.